Molecule: messenger RNA, 2509 nt
Organism: Triplophysa rosa
Lineage: Eukaryota; Metazoa; Chordata; Actinopteri; Cypriniformes; Nemacheilidae
Exons: 6
Coding region: 606-1331 (241 amino acids)
Source: RefSeq, a predicted model, not a curated record
UUAUGACGGAGAUAAAUCUGAAACGUUCACUGUCAUUUCACCUGCUUUAAAUUUUGACAUGAUCCUAUUUUUGUCGAUUUCAUAGGAGCACUUCUACGAUGCUGCAAGUGGGAGUGGAUAUCUUGCUUGGCGUCUAAAAACGGUCCUUAGAAACACUCGUCGCACUGAAAAGUAGCGAGCACCGAAUUAAAUUGUAGUGAGCCUAAUUACAAGGUAAAUCAAGAUUUUGAACUUCUCUUCAAUUUGGACACAUCCUCGAAGUUAAUGGAAAAAUGGGACAGAACCUUAAAGCCAAAAAUUAUCCAGGAAGCAAAAACGCCUGACACAGACACCUGCUGUUCAGUGUCUUAUUUUGUCAGCUGAGAAAUCCUCAGAAAUAGCCAAUGAUUCAGCCUGGGACAGUGAUUUGUCUGCACUGAUGCUGCUUGUUCACCUUCUUCCACCAGCUGCUGGGCGGAAGAUGGCUGCAAAAAUAAGUGCCUCAUAACUGCAUAAUAAGCUGACAAACUUGUGUUUCAUAAGGUGGCAAAGAAAACCCAUUUACAGUUCCACCUAGUUACCACUACUGGUCCCCAUGGAUAGGUCCGAAAACAAGAAAAUCUACGAUGGUAUUAAACACCGAGAAUGCAAAGGUACAUUCUUCAGGAGGAGGAAGUGACAUUGAUGUACCUCUUACUGAGGAAAGGCUUGGAGACGAGCUGCCCCACCUCAAGGUUGAAGAUUUGAAAAAGCUGUGUCGGCAGUGUGGGGUUGACGUUGUUGGUUCCAAAAUGGACCUCAUUCUCAGACUUUGUGAUAAAAUGUCAAAUAGAGUGACGUACAAUAAGGUGUUUGAACAGGUGUGGGGUGCUUCAGGAGGAGUGGGUGUGAUCAUGUGUCCUUGUGGUAUCGUGUAUUCUGUUAAAUUUAACUUGAGAGCAGAAAGUCCCUGUGACUUUGCAGACCUCCUGUUGUCUUGGAAACACUUUCCCAAUAUUACAAUUUAUGAUUACCCUCGAGGAUUAGUGGCACACACAAAUAAGCGAAAACAACUUCACCCACCUUUCCACCCCUUUGAGGGCAGAGUUCAAGACCCCUUACCUGAAAACAUACAGAAGGCAAAAGAAGGGAAGUUAAAGGUUCAUCUUCCCUGGCUGGCUCACAGCAAAAAAGCUGUGGAUCCUGACUGCCACCCACUGACGGGUUCCUCUGAACACGUCCACUACUGCCUGUGUGACGUCUUCCACCAAAACAAUAGUAAAGAUGAGAGAGAUGUUCAUGCGCACGAUUGGUCUUGUACCCGAGCUGGCUGGAAAAAUCAACAGUCAGUGUGCAGAACAGCUGUUUUCUGAAGUAAAGAAGAACAAUUACUUCAUGAAUAUGUUGAGACCAUCCGCGCGCACAUUUCUUGCACGAAACAUCCUUCACCAUCGGAACCUUGCACGGAAUUGGACAAAUUCUUGAAGUGUUUCAUCUUCUUCCUGAGGCAAUCAUAAUUUGCAGUUAGAUUCCAAUGGAAAGCCAUACUUGGUAAUGUUUACAUAUUCUAUUAAUGUGUUGCAAGUGAAUAAAAAAAAUCAUUCUCUUCGAUUAAUUGUACCGUGUCUUUAUAUCACAUGCGUAGGACCAGAACCAAAUGUGGCACCAGAUUAUGCAAAGACAACUCAAACUUUGAAUGCAACCGUGAAUGUUGAUGAAAUGCAUGAAGGUUAGAUAUGUUCUUUAACUUAAAAAUAGUUUAUGGUAUUUCACUUUAAAGCGGGCGUAACACACGCGGUUUCUGCCAAUCUCAUAUUAAUCUUGAGUACCUAUAGAUUAGUAUUGCAUACUUCGUAUCUUCAAAGAGUAUUUAGUUUGAUCGCAUUUAUAAAAGAUAGAUACAGCUUUACGAUUGUUUCCAAAAACAUACAGCACGUGUGGGGGGAGGCUGAACUAAAGCACGUGCGCACCCAUUGGCAACAAAACACAGACAUCAGUUUCACUCACCAUUUCAAACGAUCUCCAAAUCCAGCGUUAUAUCCAACGUUUAUAUAACAUUCAUCACCCAAAUGCAGUGAACAAACAAACACCUGAACUUCGCGAAUGUAUGCUCUCUCUCUCCUGCACACAAGUGGGCGUUCCGCAUGCUUUUCUGGAAGAAUUGUCCAAUAAGGGACUAAGAAGAAUUGUUACAAAUCAGUUUUAUGUUAGCAAAAAACUUUCCGAAACCUGUACGAUCGCUGGGGGAGUGUAUCGAGCACAGAAAUACUACGUAAUACGCCCAACUCAUUUUUUGACAAGUUGACUAUGUUAAGCAUGAGAAGACUGCACGUUUAACAUUUUUAAGAAGUCGGAGUGCAUGAAACACCGUUGCAGGGCCGCUUUAAGUGAUUGUUUUGUGUCUUACUUUCGUACAGCUAUCCAGUCACAGUGUCACCAGAAAUGUUGUCCAGAUCCUGUCAUAACGAGCCUGAACCUUGUUAAAGCUAGCAAAACAUUUUGGGGAACCAUACCAAAUGAGAAACAACUGCAGUUGGGAAGUUAAUUUUAA